CAACAUUUCAGUGCGGUUUUCCUGGUCGGCCGCGUAUUUUUCUAAAAGUGUUAAUUUGAUUGUUCCUGAUAAAAGUUCAUAAUUUCGAGGCAGUGAAAUGACAAAUAUACAUAUAGAAUGUGUUUCGUUCAAUUUUAUAUAAUAUUUUAUAUAUAAAGGAUCAGGAUUAAUUACACAUUGAAUUAAUUUAUUUUUUUGAAUCAAAAAUUUGUGAUAUAUAUUUAUAUCUUCUGACAUUUGUCAAGUAAAGUUCAAAAAUAAAAAUUUUAAUUUUAAGAAUCUGAAAUUAAAAAAUAUAUCAAAUAGAUUAAAUGUGAAAAUAUUACGAUGUUUUAUGGAUUAUUUCAAUCGUCAUAGUUUUGAUAGUUUCUUUAAUAAUUCAAUGAGAAGAAUUUAUGAUUUUCAUCUAUAGUCUUCUAAUACAUAUCUUAUUUAUACUACCAUUUUUACCGAUAUCUAAUAAUAUUAAUAGUUGUAAAUUGAUAUAAUAAUUAUCUAUGCUAUAGAAUGAAUAAAACAAAAAAUUUCUUAGAUAAUCUCAUUGUAAUAUAAAUCUAGCCUAAAAUUUAGAAAAUUUGUGCAAUUAAAUAAAAUUCAGAUGUCGGUAAAAAUGGUAACAUAAGCAAGAUAUAUAUGACGUCAUCAUGAAGGACAAGAAACUCUUCUCAUUGGAUGAACUAAAAUGUAAAAAUAUCUUACAAAUUUUUGAACGAGAAAAAUAAAGUUAGCCAUAUAUUAUAAGGCAGAAUAAUAAGACAUGGCAAGUGACGCAAUAAUCUCGUUACCUGGAGAGAUAAUCGUGUAUAUUUUGGAAGAUAAAUUACUUGACUUUUCGGAUGUCAUUAAUUUUAGUUCAACGUGUAAAAGUUUGUACAAAAUUGUCAACGAAAAUAAUAAACUUUGGAAGACUAAAUUUUUUCAAAGAUGGCCACUUUUAAAAGAAAUAUAUCAAACAAGUAAAGAAUUAGAGCAUCAGAUGAUAAACUGGAAAGAAGAAGUAAAAAUUAGUUUGAAUAGUAGAACUAAAUUACUUUGUCUUCUAUCUUCUAUGUCUAAUAAACACCAUAAAAAACAAGAAUUAUCCAAUUCUGAAUUUAAAGAAUUUGAUUCAUUAUUUUGUCCAAAAGAAGGUGCUCAUCCUUUAGCUUAUUAUUUUUUAAUAGAUGAACUUAUAACAUUGAUUAAAUGUCCUGCUAUAGUAAGCAAUUUAACACAUAGAUAUUAUGCUCUUAAAGUUGUUCGAUAUUUGAAACAAACUCAUUUGAAAGGUGAAUGGCAAAAGUUUAUAUCUUUACCAUCAAAACAACAAACUUUAGAACGUGGUGCAACUAUUGUAGCACAAUGGAGUCAGCCAGAAAGACAUGUAUCAUAUCCAACAAUAUCAUCAAUAUUAGAUAAUAUUGCAGAACAAACAAAAGAUUUACUCAAAGAACAACAUCCAAAUCAUUCUAUAUUUUCAACUCCAACAGAGAGAUUUAUCUUUUGGAAAAAUAAUAUUAUUGAUGACAAUCAGUGGAAUAUUUCAGAAACAAGACAAGUAACAGAUGCAUUAUGUAAAGUAUUAUUUGAAAAAUUAGGAUUUUAUGGAAAUAGUGAAAUGUAUUAUUCAUCAGAAAAUUCGUUCAUAGAUCGCGUUUUAGAACGUAGACGCGGAAUUCCUAUAACUUUAGCAAUAGUAUUUGAAAGUGUUGCUCGAAGACUUGGUAUACGCUGUGAGCCUGUUAGCUUUCCAUCUCAUUUUUUAUUACGAUGGAAAGAAACAUAUGCACCAGAAUUUAAGGACACUGAAAAUUAUUAUAUUGAUGUCUUCAAUGGAGGUCAAUUUCUGACUAAAAAAAAUUGUCCUAGAAUUGGAGGUGUUUCAAGAUGUCCAAUAGAAAAAUAUAAUGUUCAUGAAGAAGCAACUGCUGUAGAGGUAGUGACAAGAAUGGCAAAUAAUUUAGAAAUAGCUGCUAGACAACAUACUCAUAUAAAUGGUACUCAUAGAACUGCAAGAUUACGUUCUGCACUUGAACUUCGAUAUAUGAUACAACCCAAUGACACGAACACAGUUUUACAAUUAGGACGAAUAUAUAUGUCGCAACAUAUGGAUUUGACUGAAUUAGUAAAAAUAUUAGAAAAUAUGCAAAAGGAUUUGGAGUUAAUGUCAAGAGGACAAGCAAAUAUGAUUUCACAGACUUUUAAAACACUCCAAAAAUGUCAAAAAAGAUUACAACCUAAGGAAGAAAUAAAACCAAAGAAAAGAAUUCCAAGUGUAAAAUAUGCAAUAGGAUUGAUAAUGAAACAUAAAAUAUAUGGAUAUUUAUGUGUAAUAACAGGAUGGGAUGUCCGUUGUAUGGCUUCUACAGAAUGGAUGAAUGAAAUGAACGUAGAUGGAUUAGAAGAAGGUGCAGAUCAACCAUUUUAUAAAAUAUUUGUAGAUGAUGGUUCAUGUCAAUAUGCAGCUCAAGAAAAUUUAUUACUGGCUCCUAAUCCAGAAUGGAUAAAUCAUCAUGCAAUUGGCAGAUAUUUUUAUAAGUUCAGUGGUGCACAUUACAUACCAAAUGAAGAAAAAGCAAGAGAAUAUCCAGAAGAUGAAAAAGUUUGCAACGAAUUAAUUGUUGAAUAUAUGCAAAAUGGAAUAACAUAUAAUACUACUUAACAAUUUAUAUUCCUUAAUUGGAAUACAAGAUAAUAGUAUGAUAAAAUAGUUAUUUUUUCCUUAUUAUGUAUCCCGCGCAUAAUAUUAAAAGAAAUAAUAUUUAAAAAAAUAUUUUCAUAAAAGAAAAUUUAAAAAAAAUUUUUUUUAUUUGUGAUAUAAUUCAUCAUAAAUUUUUUUAAACAAUUUUUAAUAAAUUUUUGUUUAAAAAAAUUAAAAAAGCAACAAAUGAAACAAAAUUUGUACAAAUUGUGUAUCACAUAUAAUUUUCUAUUAUUUAAAAUACUGUUGGCAGUUCAAAUAAAUAAUAUCUUUUGAUUUUUAACUCGAUUUAUAUGUGAUAAUAAGGUGUGUAUGAAUAUAUGUAUAAUAAGAGUGAGAAAUGAUUUAUGUUUUAAUGACAUUUUUAUUAUAUAAAUAUCAUGCAAAUGUAAUAAACACCAAAGCUUGAACUGCAAACAGUAAUUAAUUUAUAUUUUGAUUCCAUUAGAACGAUAACAUUGUUAUUAAAAGUUAAUUUAUGUACUUAUAAUAAGAUUUAACAGUAUAUAGUAGAUACAAUAGUAAUGAAUAUAUAUUUAAUGUUCUUUAUUUUAUUUUACUGUCAUGGGCUGUGCUCGUUUUAUGUAUAUUCACAAGCAAUCACAUAAAAAUAAUAUAAAA
Apis cerana (Asiatic honeybee) is the source of this 3301-nucleotide messenger RNA. RefSeq names its product F-box only protein 21. The record is from RefSeq and is a predicted model, not a curated record. NCBI's taxonomy places the organism in Eukaryota, Metazoa, Arthropoda, Insecta, Hymenoptera, Apidae. Gene Ontology annotation, molecular function: DNA binding; protein binding.